This is a messenger RNA of Bombina bombina (fire-bellied toad), 4184 nucleotides long. It is a transcript of the gene DAB2IP, whose product is annotated as DAB2 interacting protein. Gene Ontology annotation, biological process: regulation of GTPase activity. Bases 167 to 3784 code for a protein of 1205 amino acids. The record is from RefSeq and is a predicted model, not a curated record. Lineage: Eukaryota; Metazoa; Chordata; Amphibia; Anura; Bombinatoridae. The transcript is spliced from 17 exons.
UGGAAGAAUCCCUCCAGCUCUCUCCCUGCACAGCUCGGAGCUGUGGCUUUGCCCAGACCUGAGUCUCACACUAACUUACACAUUUAUAUUCUUCAAAUCAUUUGUGCUAAAGGAAUUUCAAGCAAAAGUUCAUUUAGUUCUUAUUCCGGGGAAAGCAAAGUUAAACAUGUCUGUGAACAGCAGGAAAAGCCCUGGACGACCAAAUUACUAUUACCGGCUGCUGGGACAUACACAGCUACACAGACAGAGGAGCAGGUCUAGGAGCCGCAGCAGACUUGCAAGACGGGAUUCGCCACCUGAACGGUCGGCUAGGAGGCGCAGCAUGCCAGGAAGCUCCUCAGAAAAGAGCCCCAGUAUGGAGUCCACAGCCACCACCCAAUUCAGAGUGACGGGGUUCCUCAGCCGUCGGCUCAAAGGCUCCAUCAAACGGACAAAGAGCCAGCCAAAGCUUGACCGAAACAGCAGCUUCCGUCACAUCAUACCUGGCUUCAGGAGUGUUGACAAUGACAGGAGUGAUCACCGCAAUUUCAGUGGAAGAGAAGAACCGGCAUCACAGGGAGGAUCGGAGCCAUGUAAUCGGUCACAUCUAAUGCCGAGGCUGAAAGAAUCGCGGUCCCACGAGUCUUUGCUCAGUCCAAGUAGUGCGGUUGAAGCCCUUGAUCUAAGCAUGGAAGAGGAGGUUGUAAUAAAGCCUGUUCACAGUAGCAUCCUUGGACAGGAUUAUUGUUUCGAGGUGACUGCUUCGUCAGGAAGCAAGUGUUUUUCGUGCCGUUCUGCAGCAGAACGCGAUAAAUGGAUGGAAAAUCUGCGGCGUGCUGUGCACCCAAAUAAGGACAAUACUAGAAGAGUAGAGAAUUUGUUAAAACUCUGGAUUAUCGAAGCCAAGGACCUACCAGCCAAAAAGAAAUACUUGUGUGAAUUAUAUCUGGAUGAUGUACUUUAUGCACGGACUACCUGCAAACUGAAAACUGAUAAUGUAUUUUGGGGAGAGAACUUUGAAUUCAACAACCUCCCAUCUUUAAAGAGUAUCACAGUGCACUUGUACAAGGAGACAGACAAGAAAAAAAAGAAAGACAAAAACAAUUACGUUGGGCUGGUGAACAUCCCCAUCGCAGCUGUUACGGGACGCCAAUUUGUGGAAAAAUGGUACCCAGUUGUGUCUCCAAACCCAAGCAAAGGAAAGUCGUCUGGUCCCAUGAUCCGUAUCAAAACUCGAUAUCAGAGUAUUAGCAUACUGCCCAUGGAGCUGUACAAGGAGUUUGCAGAAUACAUCACAAAUAACUACAUGGUGCUCUGCUCGGCUCUAGAAGGGGUUCUUAGCGUGAAAAAUAAGGAAGAGAUGGCAUCUGCACUGGUCCACAUUUUACAAAGCACUGGAAAAGCCAAGGACUUCCUUACAGACCUAAUGAUGUCUGAAGUUGAUCGUUGUGGUGAAAAUGAACAUCUCAUAUUUCGGGAAAACACUCUGGCCACAAAAGCAAUUGAGGAAUACCUAAAACUGGUGGGGCAGAAGUAUCUGCAGGAUGCAUUAGGAGAAUUUAUUAAAGCCCUGUAUGAGUCAGACGAAAACUGUGAGGUGGAUCCUGGCAAGUGCUCCUCAUCUGAUCUUGCUGAGCAUCAGAGCAAUCUGAAAAUGUGCUGUGAAUUGGCAUUCUGCAAAAUCAUCAACUCCUACUGUGUGUUCCCAAGAGAACUGAAAGAGGUCUUUGCUUCAUGGCGACAAGAAUGCAAUAGUCGAGGACGGCCAGAUAUCAGUGAGAGACUUAUCAGUGCUUCCUUGUUCCUUCGUUUCCUCUGCCCAGCCAUCAUGUCCCCUUCGCUAUUCAAUCUUCUCCAGGAAUAUCCAGAUGACCGGACAGCGCGCACCUUAACCUUAAUUGCUAAAGUUACGCAGAACCUCGCCAACUUCGCAAAAUUCGGAAGUAAAGAGGAAUAUAUGUCAUUUAUGAAUCAGUUCUUGGAACACGAAUGGACAAAUAUGCAGCGAUUCCUGUUGGAAAUCUCUAAUCCUGAAACAAUUUCCAAUACUGCCGGUUUUGAGGGAUACAUAGACUUAGGACGGGAGCUGUCAACCUUGCACGUGCUGCUGUGGGAAGUGAUCUCUCAGCUGGACCAGGGUACAGUGAAUAAACUGGGACCUCUUCCUCGUAUUCUAAGAGACGUAAACACAGCACUGAGCAAUCCAUCCAGUGCGCAGGGCUCAGUCACAAGUGAUUACUCAGCCUCAACGCCAAAUGCGAGCAACAGUAUUUCCGUUGGGCUUCAGAAGAUGGUAAUUGAGAAUGACUUAUCUGGUCUAAUAGAUUUCACAAGGUUACCAUCACCAACUCCUGAAAACAAGGAAUUAUUUUUUGUCACAAGGUCUGCUGGGGUUCAGCCCUCACCGGCACGAAGUUCCAGCUAUUCCGAAGCAAAUGAGCCUGAUGUGCAGAUAACAAAUGGCAGCAAGAGUUUGUCAAUGGUUGACCUGCAAGACAAUCGGGUUUUGGACAUUGGCACUAAUACAUCGGGCAUUGGGGACUCUUUAAAUGACAGUCAGACAUCUUUUAGCCAGUUACAAGCGAUAUGGACAGCACGGACACCACAGGGCAAUAUAAUGACAAUGACAACAGCAAGAAGACCAGUACAAACACCUACAACACCAAAUGCAGACACUGCACCAGGAAGACCACAGCUUUUAGCACCUUUAUCAUUCCAAAACCCUGUGUACCAAAUGGCAGCUGGUUUGCCAGUUUCACCACGGGGUUUAGGAGACUCUGGGUCGGAAUGUCACAGCUCUCUCAGUUCUCACAGCAACAGUGAGGACUUGGCAGGAAGUAAACAUGGCUUUAUCAAUCCUGGGAGCAGUGAGGAUUUCAGUAGACGUUCUGGGGAUAUGUCUCGAAGGCAACUUUCUUUAACUGAAAAAACUGGGCAACCCACUAUGCCACGACAAAACAGCUCAGGCCCACAAAGGCGAAUAGACCAACCUCCACCCCCACCACCACCCCCUAUGACAAGGGGCAGAACGCCACCAACGUUACUCAACACAACGCCAUACCCAAGACCUUCUAGUGGCAGUAUGAUGUCCUCUUCCCCAGACUGGCCUGGUAGUGGAGCCAGGAUGAGGCAGCAGUCAUCUUCCUCAAAGGGGGACAGCCCAGAGAUGAAACAAAGGACAGUUCAUAAGCAGGCCCCCUCACCUGUGAACCCCAAUGCAUUGGACCGCACAGCUGCUUGGCUUUUGAAUAUGAAUAUGCAGUUGUUAGAAGAUGAAUUCACUGAGCCAGAGCCCAAGCACAGGGACAGACACAGGAGUAAGGACGAGCUCAGCCAAGCAGAAAAGUAUCAACAAGAGAUAAUGGUACUGCAGGACAAGCUGCGUCUUUCCAACAAGAAAUUAGAAGAUUAUGAAAACCGCUGCAAGAAUCAGGAUGACCAGACUCAGAAAUUACUGUUGGAAUACCAAGCCAGACUGGAAGAAAGUGAGGAAAGGCUACGCAGACAGCAGGAAGACAAGGAGAUGCAAAUGAAAGGGAUUAUAAGCAGAUUAAUGUCUGUUGAGGAGGAAUUGAAAAAGGACCACGCUGAAAUGCAAGCGGCUGUUGAUUCCAAACAGAAGAUCAUAGAUGCACAGGAGAAGCGUAUCGCCUCACUGGAUGCUGCCAAUGCCAGAUUAAUGGGUGCUCUAACACAGCUAAAAGAGAGGUACAACAUGCAGACACGUAAUGGGAUCUCACCCACAAACCCAACUAAAUUGCAAAUCACAGAGAACGGCGAGUUCAGAAACAGCAGUAAUUGUUAACAAACGGAGAUGGCAGAGACAACCCCUCCAUUAACGAACUAAACCAAAAGCCGCACUUGAACAGGAUGGGUCUGCUCCCUCCCCCCAAGAUACCUGCUCAUUACAGCAAGCAGCGCACUUGACUGAUGCAUUGUGGGAGACAGUACUACUAAACGCAAAUGCCAGUGCUUUUGGGAAAUGGAAAAAACAGUUGUUGUACAAAAUAUGUGCCAUAAGAAUACAUAUUUGUAUAUGAAUUUGUCAUUGCUGGUGAAUUAUUUCAGUGUUUUAAUGUUUAAGUAACUGUUGCUCUUUUUCCUUCUCAAACUGGCCAAGAACCUUUUGCCUAAUAAGACCCAAAAGGAUAUAAAGUAAAAUCUAAAUAUGAUAGAAUUAAAAUCUAAGACAUUAAGCAAAGGUA